AUGCCGCAAUCGACCCUGAACCCGUCACUUCCUCAUGAUUUGCUGUUGAGCUGCAUCGCACGCGUCUCGAGGUUGUACUAUCCGACUCUCUCCCUCGUCUCUAAGAGCUUUCGAUCGCUCAUUGCCUCGCCGGAGCUAUACAAGGCCCGAUCACUCUUGGGCCACACGGAGAGUUGUCUCUACGUGUGCAUGGAAAGAUGUGGCCCACAAAGUCCUAUCUGGUACACUCUCUGCCGGAAACCUAAUAAAACCGAAACAGAAAGAGGAGGGUACGUUUUGGCUAAAGUCCCAAUUCCGGAGGAUUCUCCUGGUGUGAUCCUAUCGGGUCUUGUGGCGGUUGGUUCAAGUAUCUACAACAUUGGCGGAUACGAUGUCCUCUCCAUGACCAAGAUGUUCUACUCGAGCGUCUCGAUACUGGAUUGUCGGUCUCACACGUUGAGCGAGGCUCCAAGCUUGCUGGCUCCGCUCCGUUUGCUUUCUGCAAGCGUCAUUGAUAUAUGUAUCAGGUCGCAGUGA
Microthlaspi erraticum is the source of this 516-nucleotide messenger RNA. NCBI's taxonomy places the organism in Eukaryota, Viridiplantae, Streptophyta, Magnoliopsida, Brassicales, Brassicaceae. The record is from the annotation of a GenBank genome assembly.